GUCAGGCUAUAUGAUGCUGAUGAUACUGCCAUUUCAUCAGCACAUUUUCACAAACAUCUCUUUAUCCCUAAUCAUGAGACUGACAAUAUGAAUUUACAAAGAAUUUAUGGGCAUUCCGAAAGUAACAGGUCUUAAUACAAACGCCCCAGUCGAUUAUGGUCAAGCGCUUGGUCUUUUAGUGCAUAUUCAAAGCGGGACUAGUUGCACAUUUAUCCUCAAAAACAUUCGGGUGUGCUUGGAUGCCUUGCCUGGGAACGUCACGGUAUUUUACGCUUUCUGCCUGAAAGACAGCGAAGAAUAUGGGGCUUGCCAUCCUCAGACACUGAGAAGCAUAACCAAGAUCAAAUAAGAUAUGGAAGCUAUAUGGCUGUACCAGUUCCGGCUGAUUGUCAUUGGCGACUCGACGGUGGGGAAGUCAUGUUUGAUCAGACGUUUCACAGAAGGACGUUUUGCACAGGUGUCUGAUCCUACUGUUGGCGUAGACUUCUUCUCCCGUCUGGUGGAGAUUGAACCAGGCAAACGCAUCAAGCUUCAGAUCUGGGACACGGCAGGCCAAGAGAGAUUCAGAUCUAUCACAAGGGCUUAUUAUCGUAAUUCAGUGGGUGGCCUUUUGCUUUUCGACAUCACCAACCGCCGCUCCUUCCAGAAUGUCCACGAAUGGCUGGAGGAAGCGCGCAGUCACGUGCAGCCGCAUAGCAUUGUCUUCUUACUGGUCGGCCACAAGUGUGACCUGGAGCAGCAGCGGCAGGUGAGCCAGCAGGAGGCCGAAAAACUGGCGGCCGCUUACGGCAUGCGCUACGUGGAGACCUCGGCCCGUGACGCCAUAAACGUAGAGCGGGCCUUCACGGAGCUGACGCGCGACAUCUACGAGCUGGUCAAAAGCGGUGACAUCACUAUCCAGGAGGGCUGGGAGGGCGUUAAGAGCGGUUUCGUCCCCAACGUGGUGCAUUCGUCCGAGGAGGUGACCAAGAGCGACCGUCGCUGCCUCUGUUGAUCAAGUGACUUCUGUAUCAUGCUCCUUCACUGCAAAACCAGUGCUGUCGUUCUCCCUUAGCUUGACAACCCACAAAUACUCUCAUCCCUUCGAUCAAUGUUUCCUGCUUUCAUAGUUAAAGUUCCGAUUCUCUUUAAAGCCAAUUCAAGUAAUGACCUUAAUAUCAGCAAAUGUGAAUUUCCUGGAGCUUUAGCACUUCUUGUUGGUUAAUCUGGCAGGAUGGAACCUGGAGAACUGAGUCGUGGGAACAAAAUGCAGAAACACUGAUUCUUUGGAGCAAAGACUGAUCUGAAGUUUAUACCAAAAGUAAUGAUGGACCAUUUGAGAGCAUGUACAGGAGGACCACACCAGUCCAAACAUCCCAUUGGACUAUAUAGCCCCUAAUGUGUUCACUAAAGAUACCAUUAAUAAUAAUAAUUUCCUGUAAUUCCUUUUUGAGUGAAAUUCCUAGUUUUGUUCAGCAAAGAUGCAUUGAAUUGAUCAAAGGUGACAGUAAAGACAUCAAUAAUAUGUGACCCUGGACCACAAAACCAGUCUUAAUAGCAAUAGCCGAAAAUACAUUAUUUGGGUCAAAAUUAUUGUUUUUUUCCUACUGUAAAUAUAUCAAAACCUAAUUUUUCAUUAGUAAUAUGCAUGGCUAAGAACUUCAUUUGGACAACUUUAGAGUUGAUUUUCUCAAUAUUUAGAUUUUUUUGUACCCUCAGAUUCCAGAUUUUCAAAUAGUAUUUCAGCCAAGCUACACAUCAAUUGAAAGCUUAUAUAUUCAGCUUUCAGAUGAUGUAGAAAUACAAAUUUACCCUUAUGACUAGUUUUGUGGUCCAGGGUUGCGUAUUACAGAAGUUCAAAUAUAAAAAGUAUCAAUGGAUCAUCAACAACAUUAAGCAGCACAACUGUUUUUACCAUUGAUAAUUAUAAGAAAUGUUUCUUGGCCACCAAAUCAGCAUAUUAAAAUGAUUUCUGAAGCACCGUGAGAUACUGAAGAACGGAGUUUUGACUAUUGACUACUUUGCUGUUACAGGAAUUAAUUACAUUUUAAAAUAUAAUAGAAAACAUUCAAACAGUAAUAAUGUUUCACAAUAUUGCCAUUUUACUGUUUUUGAUCAAGUAAAUGCAGACUUGGUGAGAAUAACAGACUUAAUGUUCAGCAGGGGGUGAAAUUCUGUUCCUUAUGGUCAAGCCUUAUCGCCUGACGAGAAGAAGAUGAGAAAUCUCGUAUUGGCAUAUGGAUUACCAUUUGCAUAACCAGUUUUACUACAAAUACAGUAGAGGUCAAAAGUUUGCAUCCCCCUUCCAGAGUAAUUAAAAAUGUUCUUUUUUUUUUUAACCAAAAUAAGAGGAAUAAUACAAAAUGCAUGUUGUUGUUUAUUUAGUACUGACCUGAAUAAGUUAUUUCACAUAAAAGAUGUUUACAUGUAGUCCACAAGAGAAAAUAAUAGUUGAAUUUAUAAAAAUGACCCUGUUGAAAAGUUUACAUACACUUGAUCCUUAAUACUGUGUUGUUACCUGAAUGAUCCACAGCUGUUUGUUUUUUUGUUUUUUUUGUUUUUUUUGUUUAGUGAGUCUUUUGUUUAUCAUGAACAGUCAAACUGUCAGAAAAAUCCUUUUUGCAUUUAGAGCCGGGGGUGAAAACUUUUGAACAGAAUGAAGAUGUGUACAUUUUUCUUAUUUUGUCUGAUCUUCAAAUUUAAAAAGUUUUCACCCCCCCGGCUUACUUCUGGAGCAUCAGUGAGCAUUUGAACCUUCUGUAAUAGUUGUAUAUGAGUCCCUCAGUUGUCCUCAGUGUGAAAAGAUGGAUCUCAAAAUCAUACGAUCAUUGCUGGAAAGGGUUCAAAUACACAAAAAUGCUGAAAAACCAAAGAAUUUCUGGGACCUGAAAGAUUACUCUGAAGAACAGCAGGCAGUUUGACUGUUCAGGACAAACAAGGGACUCAUAAACAACUAUCAUUAAACAGAAAAACACAACUGUGGAUCAUUCAGGUAACAACACAGUAUUGAGAAUCAAGUGUAUGUAAACUUUUGAACUGGGUCAUUUUUAUAAAUUCAGCUAUUAUUUUCUCUUGUGGACUAUAUGUAAACAUCUUUUAUGUGAAAUAUCUUAUUUAGGUCAGUACUAAAUAAACAAUAACAUGCAUUUUGUAUGAUCCCUCUUAUUUUGGUAAAAUAACUAACAUUUUUAAUGAUUCUGAAAGGGGGAUGAAAACUUUUGACUUCAACUGUACCAUGGGUUAAACUAUGCUUAUUGUAGCAAAAUCAUGGUUAAUUUGUGGUUACCAUGGUUUAACUAUAGUAACCAUGAUUUUUUGGUUUUAUUUGUAGUAAAACCAUGGUUAAUUUUCAUAAGGUGAGGUCAUACCAAUAAUAGGGAACGUAAGAAGUCCUUUUUUUCUUCAGGAUGCACCCUCAUGAUUGUUAAAUAAUUUAAUAAAAGGCAUUUUGAAUCGCUACAUUCAAAUCUCUGAGAUCAUCUGUCAACCUUCCAGAGAAUGUUCAGUUAUGGGGAGCUACAUUUGAAUUUCCCGCCUUUUUCCCCUCAUUCAGAAUGGGUCAUGAUAUCACCACAGGCAGAUUUCCAGAGACUUUACCUACAUAUCUAUUUGUAAAGCACCGUUAAAUCAUGUCCCUGAUUUUUCUGGUUUGGUUCUUCUUAAUAAAGUUCACUCUUUCAUAACUGUUGCCUGUCACUUGAGGUUAGUAGCUGCUGAGAUGUACGUUUUUUGACUUACAGACUAAUACAAUGUCAUUUAGCUGACUGAAAUGACUAUUAACUGUGUAUUUAUUGAUCUUGUGUGAGAGAUGAGAUGAACUAUCAAUAAAAUGUGUGACAAAAGACUGUGUCUAACAAAUGAUUUCCUUAUGUAUUAAAGCCACAACAAUCAGCCUCCGUUGUUUUGCGAAACAUUUUAUUUUAAAAAAAGAAAAACAUGAACAGAAUUUUUAUAAUACAGCUCAUUUUCUUUGUACAUGGCGUGAAUAUUUACAGUUUUUAAAAAACCCCAAAGACAAAAUAUAUAUAUUUAUAUACUGAUAAACAUGUAACACUACAAGUGUAUCUCAAAGGCAUAUGACUCGGUAUGUAUUGAUAUCUACCAACCACCUUUGAGGUACAUUUGAAACUUCAGGCACGGAUCUACAGGAGACGUACGUCUCCACAUUGAAUCAAAA
Messenger RNA from Labeo rohita (rohu), 4156 nucleotides. It is a transcript of the gene rab39ba, whose product is annotated as RAB39B, member RAS oncogene family a. Gene Ontology annotation, molecular function: GTP binding; GTPase activity. Gene Ontology annotation, biological process: Rab protein signal transduction. The coding region runs from base 353 to 994 and encodes 213 amino acids. The transcript has 3 exons. Gene Ontology annotation, cellular component: Golgi membrane. NCBI's taxonomy places the organism in Eukaryota, Metazoa, Chordata, Actinopteri, Cypriniformes, Cyprinidae. The record is from RefSeq and is a predicted model, not a curated record.